AUGAGGAUAUGCCCCCAAAGAGUGGCAGAUGCCAUGGGCCUUGACUUCAAUAUAGCAGUACCACAGCAUCAGACAGGUGGUGUCAGCACAGGAACAGGAUGCACUGCCAGGGACAUACCCACCUCCAUGAUCCAGUGUAGUGAGGGACACAUCUGGGACUCCAUGAGGAGGACAGGUUUCCUGCUGGGCCCUGGCCUGUGCUUGCUUGUGACCUUCUGGAACUCAGUCACAUGGCAUCUUCAGAGAUUUUGGGGUGCUUCUGGCUGCUUUGGUCAAGUCCAGUGGGAGAGGCUGCUGUCUACAUUCAAAGGGAAGGAGUGGAUCCUCUAUGCUAUAGGUGCCAUCCAGGUACCCAGUCUGCUCUUCUGGAGCUUAAAUGGGCUUCUAGUGAUGGUUGACACAACUGGUAAACCUAACUUCAUCUUGUGAUACCAAAUUCACGUUGACAGGAGUGAACCGGUGGACAUUAUCAAACUAUGCCAGUCUAUCACAGUUCUCUUCAACCAUUACAUGAUCUCUUUCCCCACAGCGGCCUUCCUCUACCCCCUAUUCAAGUUGUGGGGAGACCUCUGCUGCCGAGAGCUGCCCAUCCACUGGGUCCUCCUGGAGCUGGCAGUCUUCACUCUGACAGAGGAAGUCAUGUUCUACUACAUGCACUGGCUCUUUCACCAUCCAAUAUUCUACAAGAAAAUCCCCAAGAGACACCAUGAGUGGACAGCUCCUAUUGGCACAAUCAGCCUCCAUGUCCUCCCCUUGGAACGUUCGACCUCCAACAUGCUGCCAGUGAUGGUGGGUCCCAUAGCAAUGGGCUCCCACUUGUCCUCCAUCACCAUGUGGGUUUCCGUAGCCCUCAUCGUCUCCACCGAUAGCCACUGUGGCUACCAACUACCGUUCUUGCCCUCCCCUGAAUUCCAUGACUACCACCAUUUCAAGUCCAACCAGUGUAACGGACUGCUGGGGCUGCUGGACUGCCUCCAUGGGACUGAUGCCAUGUUUAAGCAAACCAAGGCCUAGGAGAGGCACACCACCCUGCUAGGCUACCCACUCUCUGAGAGCAUCCCUGACCCCCUAAAGUGGCAUGAGAGAGGGCCCGAGGGCCAUCCCGGCUGUCCCUCAGGACCGGACUACUAAGGAGGCCUCAGCUAACUUGUUCUUUCAGCAAUGCCCUCUCUAAUGAUAGUACCCCAAGGGCAGGGGAAGCUCAGUCUCCUGGAAAAGUAGAGCCAAGGAUGGAGCCAGCUGAUGGCUCUCCCGACUGCCUGUUGUGCAUCAGGAUGGACCAAGGGUUGGCCUAAGGAAAGGGAAAAAAUGCUCCUCAGUAUGGAGGUCAGUUACAGGGAAGAAACCACACUGGGAGGGCUCCAGGGGAAUCCCCCUUGUUCUCUGCUGUGUAAGGGGAGAAGGACCCCACAUGACUCCUUGUGGUCUAGGCAAAACAUAGACAAGGCAAAGACGGCACUGAGGUAGGAGGCUAUAUGGCUCAAGAUGUCACUUUGCCCCUUCCUGUCCCUAAAAGCUUUUCUCAUACCCUACUCAGACCAGGGCCACAACAUCCCCAUUGUACCCCCCCCCAAUAUACACACACUGUCAGUGACUGAAGUGCUAUUUCAGCUCUGUCCCACUGCACAAACAUCACUCCCUACGAAAAGAAAAAAAUACCAAUCACAGCUCUUCCUAUAUAUAUGAGAUACUAAUGAGGUACAGACCAAACCCCAAUACUUUCAGCCAUACCUGGAAACCAAAGGCCAACUUCUAUGGACCUGCUAAGCCGAGGACCCUUUUAUCCACAGAGAGUGAGUUGCUGACCUUUGGGGACACAGGGCCGAGAUUCCCUAUUAGCCCCUCUGAAGCAGCACCAAAGAGAAUAAACCCCUCUUCCUCCAAAGAGAAGGCAAGAAAACCAUAGCUAAGGAAAGGGCAAAAUCCUCAUUUUUCCCCCAGCUGUCUCAAUACCAUUUAUUCAGGAUGAUGUUAGCAUUGAUGCCUUUUUCAAGUGAAACCUUACCAAACCAAACC
Molecule: messenger RNA, 2016 nt
Organism: Manis pentadactyla (Chinese pangolin)
Lineage: Eukaryota; Metazoa; Chordata; Mammalia; Pholidota; Manidae
Gene: FAXDC2
Product: fatty acid hydroxylase domain containing 2
Biological process (GO): sterol biosynthetic process
Molecular function (GO): C-4 methylsterol oxidase activity; iron ion binding
Source: RefSeq, a predicted model, not a curated record